AUGAAUAUUUUUGCUCAAUUUUGUGCAACCAUGGGAGCUGAGACUAAAUUUGAGAAAGCCAGAAUCGCUGCUACUUACACCAAUGCGAAUCCCCCAAGAGAAGAGGAUAUUAGAUAGAUUCUAGCUACACUUUCAGGAGAAGACUUACAAACAAAUGCUUAGACAGCGUAUGGUUCCUUAGUGAGAAAGUUGAAAUUAUAAAACAACGAUGAGAAUGGUUGGAUGAUGAUCAUAAAAUCUUUGAUAAUCAUAGAUAGGUAUUGGGUCAAAAAAAUUGAGGUGCAAUUUCAGGAGUUAGAUUUGCCUUUGGUGGAAUGUCGAUAAGAGAGGGACAUCAAAAAUAAGUAAUUACUAAUUAACGAAUUAAUAUCCAAAUAUUAUCAUUACAUCAAAUUCAAGGCACUCAAACUCAGAAACUCUACCUCACUCACUCUAUAUAAGAAAGAGAAGAUCUUGUACUUUAAUAAAAUGCCACUCAAAUCAAUCUUUGACGAAUUGAAAAUGAUUCUGGAAUUGGUCCAAAAAGCAUUUGAUGUUAUUGAAACCAAAAAAAAUGGCCAUCUACGUUUCAAAGUGAAUCAAUACGUUUUCUUGUUACUCAUGAAUGACCUAUUGAAAUAUUAUGGGUGUGGAUUGAUUGCAUUCAAUUUACUCAUUAAGAAAGUUCAAGAUUUACAAUCUAAUGAUCUUCUUCAAAUAAUUGCAAUAUCCAAAUCCAUGGUAAAUUUCGGCAAUAAGUUCGAGGAGUUCAUCCAUCAAUGCGGAUACAUAGAAGGCUUCGAGAAUGUCAAAUUAGAUUAUAAGGUGCCACAAUAUUAAUUAAUAGGUAAAUGA
This is a messenger RNA of Paramecium tetraurelia, 834 nucleotides long. RefSeq lists its product as uncharacterized. Lineage: Eukaryota; Ciliophora; Oligohymenophorea; Peniculida; Parameciidae. Gene Ontology annotation, molecular function: phospholipid binding. The record is from RefSeq and is a predicted model, not a curated record. The transcript is spliced from 3 exons.